This is a messenger RNA of Monopterus albus (swamp eel), 3136 nucleotides long. It is a transcript of the gene mmp2, whose product is annotated as matrix metallopeptidase 2. The record is from RefSeq and is a predicted model, not a curated record. NCBI's taxonomy places the organism in Eukaryota, Metazoa, Chordata, Actinopteri, Synbranchiformes, Synbranchidae. The transcript has 13 exons. Gene Ontology annotation, biological process: tissue remodeling; proteolysis; response to hypoxia. The coding region runs from base 213 to 2180 and encodes 655 amino acids. Gene Ontology annotation, cellular component: extracellular matrix. Gene Ontology annotation, molecular function: metalloendopeptidase activity; zinc ion binding.
ACGUGGAGACUGUGCAGAAAGCGGAGAAAAGUGCCUGAGCAAGCAGAAAUGAGGUUUUGGCUUUCCAUAACAGAGCCGGGGUGCGGGAGGUCCCAUUAAGGAGGCACAAAAAAAGCAGUCCUCCAGAGGAGCAGUGGCAAUUCAAGUUUACGGAGUGACGAAUCACAAUCCGGAGCGAUUUACCAUAACUAAGAUCCUGUUAACCUGGGAAAAUGGGAUUUCCGAUUUCUAGUUGUUGGAUUGUUUACAAACUGUUUUUUAUUCAGUUCAUCGCCUUUCAAGCAACGUAUGCUGCUCCUUCGCCUAUUAUCAGGUUUCCUGGAGACGAUAGCCCCAAAACAGACAAAGAAGUUGCUCUGCACUAUCUGAAUAAGUUUUAUGGAUGCCCACAAGACAGAUGUAACCUCAUGGUGCUCAAGGACACUUUGAAGAAAAUGCAACAGUUUUUCGCUCUGCCAGAAACCGGAGAGAUUGACGCCCAAACCGUGGAGAUCAUGAAAAAGCCCCGCUGUGGCGUCCCAGACGUAGCCAAUUACAACUUCUUCCACAGGAAGCCCAUGUGGCAGAAGAAAGACAUCACCUACAGAAUUCUGGGAUACUCUCUUGAUCUGGAUGAGGAAGUCAUAAAUGAUGCUUUCUUCAGAGCCUUCAAAGUGUGGAGUGAUGUCACUCCACUCUCAUUCACCCGGCUCAUGGAUGGCGAGGCUGACAUCAUGGUUAACUUUGGCCGCAAUGAGCAUGGAGAUGGUUACCCCUUUGAUGGCAAAGAUGGCCUCUUGGCUCAUGCCUUUGCUCCUGGGCCUGGAAUCGGGGGAGACUCCCACUUUGAUGAUGAUGAGCAGUGGACACUGGGAGAAGGCCAAGUGGUGAAGGCGAAGUUUGGAAAUGCCGAUGGAGAAUUCUGUAAAUUCCCCUUCUCGUUCAUGGGCACUGAGUACAACACCUGUACAUCCCAAGGCCGUGAUGACGGCUUCCUGUGGUGCUCCACCACUUACAACUUUGAUGAAGAUGGCAAAUAUGGAUUCUGCCCUCACGAAUUACUGUUUACCCUGAGUGGAAAUGGAGAGGGUGCUCCAUGUAAAUUCCCCUUCACCUUUCAGGGUGAGAAGUAUGAUGGAUGCACCACACAGGGUAGAAGUGAUGGUUACCGCUGGUGUGCCACUACUGAGGACUAUGACCGUGACAAAACAUACGGGUUCUGCCCUGAAACUGCCAUGUCAACUGUGGGAGGAAAUGCAGAAGGAAGUCCCUGUGUCUUCCCCUUCACCUUCUUGGGAAACACGUAUGAUUCCUGCACUUCAUCUGGACGUAGUGAUGGCAAGAUGUGGUGCGCUACCACCAAGAGCUAUGAUGAUGACCGCAAAUGGGGCUUCUGUCCUGACCAAGGCUACAGUUUGUUCCUGGUAGCAGCCCAUGAAUUUGGUCAUGCUCUUGGCUUGGAGCACUCUCAGGACCCUGGAGCUUUGAUGGCCCCCAUCUACACCUUCACCAGAGACUUCAGACUCUCUCAUGAUGACGUCCAAGGCAUCCAAGAACUCUAUGGUGUGCCAACAGACAAGCCUUUGCCUCCAACCCGGGGUCCAGUCACUCCAAUGGACAUCUGUAAGGAGCCAAUUAUCUUUGACGCUGUAGCUCAAAUCAGAGGAGAGACCUUCUUCUUCAAAGACAGGUUCUUAUUCAGGUCAGUCGACUUCAGAAGAAAACCCAAUGGCCCUUUGCUUGUGGCCACCUACUGGCCUGACCUGCCUGCCAAGAUAGACGCCGCUUAUGAAAACCCAGUGGAGGAAAAAACAGUCUUCUUCUCAGGCAAUGAGAUGUGGAUCUACAAAGCAGAUGAGUUGGAGAGAGGUUACCCCAAGAGGCUCUCCAGCCUUGACCUCCCCAGUGACGUGCAGAAAAUCGACGCUGCAUUCAACUUUAGAAAGAACGGGAAGACUUACCUAUUUGCUGAUGACAAGUUCUGGAGAUAUGAUGAGCAUAACAAGCAAAUGGAUCCUGGCUUCCCCAAACUUAUUGCUGAUUCCUGGAAUGGCAUCCCAGAUGGCAUAGACUCUGCCUUCAGUCUUAAUGGAAUUGAUUACAGCUACUUCUUCAAAGGAAAGCACUAUUUCAAACUGGAAGACAGCAGCUUGAAGAUUGUCAAGCUGGGUGAAAUCAAAGAGGACUGGCUCGGUUGUUGAACAUUUGCAAAAUGUCUCACGACUGGCUAAUUCUCUAAUGACGUCUGGCCUCAUUAGGACAUUGUAACCAACUCGGGGUCACUGCAGCGCACACUUAUGAUGGUUUUUAUCCUGGCAACUCUGCACACUCUGAGGGAGACAUGUCCCUUCCAGCCUGUAUAACCCGACUCCAGCUUUGUAGAAAGGCACCUCAGCACCUUCUACACAGGCUAAACAUAGGCAACUGGAUAUUUGCUAUAUUACUGUGUGAUUUUGACAUUGGAUUUGUUAUGUUAAUGCAAAUUUAUUACACUAUGUACCCCUUGUUUUAUUGUUGUUUUUGUAGUUUUUGUUUGUUUUUUAACACAGACAUCAGGUAUGUCCACACUGCAUUGAACAUAGUGUGCUGUGAGAUAUUGCCGUUUUAUACAAAUUUGAUACUGAAAGGUUUUUUUAUGAGGAGUUCAUGUUAGAAUCACCUCUAUAUCCAAUGUAUGAAGGGCAGUUUUAUAAAUGUAUCAGUUUCAAUCAGUUGUUCUUAUUGUUGUGCAAUACAUUUGAAAAAAUGUGCACAUUGUGUUUGACCGAAAAUGGUGCUUUAAAGAUUGCUUUUUGCUUAAAGUCCUAUAUACACAGAAUAUACGUAAACAAGCUUUAUACCAGUGUAACUGUGUCUACGACUGCUUAGGAUACAGUAGUAUUCACAGGCAAACAUUAUUCUUCAUUUGGUUAGCACUUUUUGAUCGGACUAUACAAAGGAAUAGCACAUUAUGGAGGCCAAAUUAUUGUCAUGGCAACCCCAUGUUGCAUUUUCUUUCACUAAUGGUACAGAACGAUUAAGGGCACAGGUUGCCUCUAAAGGCUGUAUAGGUUUGCUGCAUGAUGGAAUCAUGACAAGAGUACCACAGUAGUAUUUUUAAUAAUCUUGUGUUGUAUUUUCUUUCUUGGAUUUCAACAAUACAGUUUGUGUUGUUUUG